Molecule: messenger RNA, 612 nt
Organism: Hevea brasiliensis (rubber tree)
Lineage: Eukaryota; Viridiplantae; Streptophyta; Magnoliopsida; Malpighiales; Euphorbiaceae
Exons: 1
Coding region: 1-612 (203 amino acids)
Source: RefSeq, a predicted model, not a curated record
AUGAAUCCCAAGGAACAUUGCAAAGCUGUCACAUUGAGGAGUAGGAGAACAUUACAAGAACUAAAAAAAAAAAGCAAAAACAGAAGGAAGAAGCUUUUGGAAAUCAUGACAUUCAAGAAGAGGAAGAAGAGAAGUAAGCUGAGGAAAGCAAAGAAGAGGGAGGAAAAGAAAAAAAAGAAACUGCCAGAACCUUACCAACCCCCCUUACCCUUUUCUCAGAGAUUUCAGAAAGCUAAAUUGGACAAGCGGUUUGGGAAAUUUUUAGAGGUUUUGCAAAAGCUUUGCAUCAAUAUUCCUUUUACAGAAGCGUUAUCUCUGAUGCCCUCCUACACAAAAUUUCUAAAGGAAAUUCUUUCCAAGAAAAGGAGACUGGAAGACUAUGAGAUAGUUGCCUUAACAAAAGAAUAUAGGACCAUCCUACAGAAUAAGCUGCCUCUAAAAUUGAAAGAUCCUAGAAGCUUCUUCAUACCAUGCUUGAUUGGCAAUAUGAAUAUUAACAAAGCCCUCUGUGACCUUGGAGCCAGCGUAAGCCUAAUGCCCUUAUCCCAUAUAUCAAAAGCUGAAUGUGGGAGAGCUGAGACCAACUACCAUCUCCUCGCAAUUAAUAGAUAG